Molecule: messenger RNA, 2002 nt
Organism: Poecilia latipinna (sailfin molly)
Lineage: Eukaryota; Metazoa; Chordata; Actinopteri; Cyprinodontiformes; Poeciliidae
Gene: homer3b
Product: homer scaffold protein 3b
Exons: 11
Coding region: 190-1290 (366 amino acids)
Biological process (GO): G protein-coupled glutamate receptor signaling pathway
Molecular function (GO): G protein-coupled glutamate receptor binding
Source: RefSeq, a predicted model, not a curated record
AUCUGGAGUCGGAAGUGACUUGUGUUUUUACUCUUGAGAAAUGUAACGCGAGGAAAGGAUUUCAGGAAGAAAGUCAGCCUUUUGGAGAGAGGAGAAACCGGGCCGGACGGACUUUUGACAGGAACAACUCCUAAAAUAAUCAGCAUCCAGAUCAUCGGAGCAUGGGCGGAGGUAUCUGAGAGCUGUAAAAUGUACCCGCGACACCGUGAGAGGGAGCAGCCCAUCUUCAGCACCAGAGCUCAUGUCUUCCAGAUCGACCCGGCGACCAAACGUAACUGGCUGCCGGCCAGUAAGCACGCCGUCACCGUGUCCUUCUUCUACGACGCCAGCCGCAACGUCUACCGCAUCAUUAGCGUGGGAGGGACCAAGGCCAUCAUCAACAGCACCAUCACCCCCAACAUGACGUUCACCAAGACGUCCCAGAAGUUCGGCCAGUGGGCCGACAGCCGGGCGAACACCGUCUACGGUCUGGGUUUCUCCACGGAGCAGCAGCUGCAGCAGUUUGCAGAGCAGUUUAAGGAGGUGAAGGAGGCGGCUCGUCUGGCCAGAGAGAAAUCCCAGGAGAGGUUUGAACUGGCCAACCCCGGACUCAACAUCGCAGCUCCUCAGCUCUCGCAGGAGCUGUCGGAGGAGCAUCACUCCCCACCGCUGCUGACAGUUAACGGGCCUGGAGAGGAAAAACUGUUUCGCAGCAGGAGCGCAGAAGUGGAGCUGACGGCUGAGAAGGAACGGGUCAAAAAGAUGCUGUCAGAAGGGUCCAUGUGUGAGCUCAACUUGGAGGCUGAACUCUUCACUCUGCAGGACAGCAACGCCAAGCUGGUGGCGGCGCUGCAGGAAGCCAACAGCAGCGUGGAGCAGUGGAAGAAACAGCUGGCAGAAUACCAGGAGGAGACUGAUCGCCUCCGAGACCAGGUGGCUGACCUGGAGGCCCAGCUGGGGCGUCCUGCUGCUGGUCAGCCGGCUAAAGAGGAGCUGAGUCGGUCGCUGGAGGAGCUGGAAGCCUCGCUGAGAGCCAAAGAGCAGGAGAUUCAGAAUCUGCAGUGCAGGAAAGCAGAUGUGGGCGAACUGGAAAAGGAGAAAGAGGAGAUCAUGCAGAGACUUCAGGACCUGGAGCGACGAAACACCGAGCUGGAGAGUCGUGCUCAGAGCGCUGAGAAAACGUUGGCCACGAAUCUCGAGGAGCAGGAGCAAGCAGAGGUUGAAGUGCAGCGAAUCAUCGGCGUUCUGGACGUCAAAAUCGGUGACCUGAAAGGCCUGAGAGAAAGUCUAGCAAAACUGGUGGAUAAGUAGCCACAGCUGGAGCUGGGAUGCAUCUCCACAGUCUGUGCUCGUAGAGUUGAAUUAGUGCAGCAGGACAGCAAAGAUCACAGAGAUGAGGUGGAAAUCACUGAGGUCGACCUUUUUCUGAGAGAAUCAGUGAAGAUUGACAGCUUUCUCAAAACCGUCCUGUCCUGUUUUAUCAUCUGCAUCUGCUAACUAGCCAGUCUGAAGGAGGAAGAUCUAUCUGCCAUGGAAAACAACAGCACCCUUUAUGGCUUUUUGAUGCUGCAGCUUUUAGUAAAAAGUCUCUCCUGGGAUCUCAUUUACAAAUAAAAACAGACAUUUAUACUCACUUAGGUACGUUUAGGUGUUCAUAAAUGAUUCACAAAAGCUGGAAAUCAUAGCAAACCUGGAUUGUUUUGCCUCUUCUGGAGCCAACAAUCGAACGUGUAAAGAAUGCUCAGCUUUAUGUGAACAACCACUGCAGGUGCUGUCACUCUGCUCUACCUGCAGUCUGUCCAUUCAUUCUAGUAGAGAACAAGCAUCGCAACAAUAUCCGUAACCUAAACCUUCAAAUUCCUCUGAACACAUCAAGAGACACCUGCCUUUUCAAAUACCCACACUCACGUCUUCUGGUUUGAAUAUUGGUCUCUUUUUUUUGCUAUUUAAGUUGCUUCCUUGGUAGUUUUACAUUGCUUCAUCAGUACACAGUGAAAAUAUCUAAUUAAAAGUACUUAAGUCC